UUUUUAGUCUAUUACUGAAUUUCAACCGAAAAUGCAGCUUUUCUUGUGCUUUGCGUUAAUUUCGUUGCCGACUCUCGCAUUAACUCGUGUUUCUAAGGAGUAUAAGGAUCACAUAAUUUUUAGAGUUUUCAGCUCUAAUGGAGUUGAGUUCAACGACACCUUCGAAAACAACCAAACUUUGCUUGAAAAUUGCAAUCCAACGGAAAAUUUCACAAUUAUCGUGCAUGGAUGGACUGAAUCGAUCAACUGUAAUUGGGCGCCUUCAUUAAUUCAGGAGUUUUUGACUGCUAGACGAGGUUGCGUGUUUUUCAUGGAUUAUUUUUACUACAGUAAUCUUCGAUAUUUCACUCUUGUUCGCCAUUUUGAUGGAAUUUACAAAGUUUUACUUCAAAAACUCCUUCAACUCGACGAUCUUGGCUUCGAUUUCACCAAAAGUCAUCUUUUUGGCUUCAGUUAUGGCACGCACGUCGCUUUCGAAGCAGCUUAUCAAUUCAGUCAAAUUUCUCAGAAGAAAGUUCAUCGUUUAGAUGCUUGCGAUCCAGCAGGUCCUUCCUUCACAAAUGUCGAUCCUUCGGUUCAACAUGCCGCGAUGUCAGCAACUCACGUGCAAUGCAUCCACACAAGCGACGAUAAAGGCACAAAAUUAAGAUUUUGUCAAAAAAGCGUAAAUAUGGGGCAGUGUGGAAGGAAUCAAAUUGGAGCAACAGAACGCCCGUUACGAAGUCAUGGAUUGUGUCCCAUUUUCUAUCGAAAUUCGAUUACGAUGGAUUUUCCUUUGGUUUCGAUGAGUACUGUGGAAAAGACUUAUGAUGUGAAAUGCAAGAAUUUAAUGAAAGUACCUGAUAUUGAAACGUAUCCAGCAACUCAAAUGGGUUUUAGGAUGAACAUGACGUUGCCUGAUGGAGAAUAUUACGCUUUAACGGGAAAAUUGCCGCCUUUUAAUACGAUGUGAACAUUUUUUAUAAAAAAAAAUAUAUCGAAAUCUUUAAUUUUUAGAGAACUAAGAUUCUUGAAAAUGCUAAAAAAGAAUUUAGUUUCAAAGAAUU
Molecule: messenger RNA, 1046 nt
Organism: Culicoides brevitarsis
Lineage: Eukaryota; Metazoa; Arthropoda; Insecta; Diptera; Ceratopogonidae
Product: phospholipase A1-like
Exons: 2
Coding region: 32-952 (306 amino acids)
Biological process (GO): lipid catabolic process
Molecular function (GO): lipase activity
Source: RefSeq, a predicted model, not a curated record